This is a messenger RNA of Fusarium musae, 690 nucleotides long. RefSeq lists its product as uncharacterized. The coding region runs from base 1 to 690 and encodes 229 amino acids. NCBI's taxonomy places the organism in Eukaryota, Fungi, Ascomycota, Sordariomycetes, Hypocreales, Nectriaceae. The transcript has a single exon. The record is from RefSeq and is a predicted model, not a curated record.
AUGAGCCUCUCCGCUGAUGCUGACUGGCAACCCAAAGCCAUAGCCUUUGAUCUCCUCACUGGCCUCUUAAACUCAUGGGAUCUAUGGGACGCAUCAACCCCAUCCAAAACCCACCAAGACGGCGGCCGCUGGCGUCAGCGCUAUCUAGAAAUAACUUUUGGCGCUGGCUCCUACAAGCCCUAUGAAGACCUCGUCAGACAAGCCGCCGCUGAGGUCGGUCUUCCGCCAUCAGCACCUGAAGCGCUCCUCAAGAAUUGGUCCAGCAUCAAAGCGUGGGAUGAAGUCCCCUCUGUGCUCCAAGCUUUAAAAUCGCAGGGCUAUAAACUUGGCGUCAUUACCAAUUGUUCCAAGCAUUCGGGAUACAUCGCUAUUUACGGUGUCGAAGAGCAGGCUAGUGCUGGGUAUGAAACGCCGUUUACUUUUGACGCUGCUGUCACAGCUGAGGAGAGUGGGUUUUACAAACCUGUUAGGGAAGCAUAUCACGCUAUCCUCCCUAUGCUAGGGGUAGAUGCUGAGGAUAUUCUUUUCGUUGCUGGAAGUGCAGGGGAUGUUGAAGGUGCGACGGAAGCUGAUAUGAGGGUUGUUUGGCACAAUAAGAUUGGGUUGACGAAGAAGGGAAAUGCAGUUCCAUUGAGGGAAAGCAGGACAUUGGAUGAUGCUCUGAAAGGGUAUUUUAAGGAGCGCGGGUAG